Molecule: messenger RNA, 6980 nt
Organism: Lytechinus pictus (painted urchin)
Lineage: Eukaryota; Metazoa; Echinodermata; Echinoidea; Temnopleuroida; Toxopneustidae
Product: thioredoxin-like protein 4B
Exons: 3
Coding region: 151-600 (149 amino acids)
Biological process (GO): mRNA splicing, via spliceosome
Cellular component (GO): U5 snRNP; spliceosomal complex; U4/U6 x U5 tri-snRNP complex
Source: RefSeq, a predicted model, not a curated record
AGUACAACAGUACACAGGCUGACGUCAUGACAAAGCCCGAGGACCGAUCCGCUUUGUGUCUGUAAUUAACAGUCAACACCAAGCCUAGUGCAAGACAGCAUAGCUGGCCUGGCAUCAUCAUCAGCCUAUAUAUAUUAAAUUAUUAUUGUUAUGAGUUACUUGAUACCUCCACUAUCAACAAAGAAAGAGAUAGAUGAAGCAAUCAAGCGGACAGAAGAUAAGAUACUUGUACUUCGUUUUGGACGCUCAGAUGAUAUUGUGUGUAUGCAACUGGAUGAAAUUCUGUCAAAGACAAGCCAAGAAUUGGGAAAGAUGGCUGACAUAUAUUGCAUUGAUGCUGACAGAGUUCCAGUCUAUACACAAUACUUUGACAUCACUCUCAUUCCAGCAACAUUGUUUUUUUUUAAUGGACAACACAUGAAAGUGGAUUACGGAUCCCCUGAUCAUACCAAAUUCAUUGGCAGCUUUAAGACUAAACAAGACUUCAUUGAUCUGGUAGAAGUCAUAUUUCGUGGUGCUAUGAAAGGCAAGCUUAUGGUGACAAGCCCCAUUGAUCCUAGAGAUGUACCUCAGUAUGAACUACUGUACCAAGAUAUUUGAUGAACAUCGAAACUUAACUGUUUGUUGGUAUGUGAGGUAAGCAGGACCAGGUGGAAGUCAUGGUGCUAUGAAAGGCAAGCCAUUGCUUCCUAAAUAGGUCCCCAAGAAUAAAUUGCUUCAUCAAAACAUUAUUUGAGGUAAAUAUAAGCCAAGUAUAUUACUAUACCAAGAUCCGAUCUGAAAGCUAUACUUUUUAAAGAUUGCAGUAUGAAACCCUGUUAAUGUAUUAAGACUACAAGCCAGGUAUUUGUAAACCAGGCCAUAGCUCACAAAUGAAAUGAGGCAAGUCCUCACCUCCAGAAGUACAGAAAUAACAAAAUAAUAGAAAGAUUAAAUGAGAACAAAGUUUGAAAUUUAAUAUUUAUUUUAUGAGUAAUUCGGAGGGAGAGAUUACAGGAGAUCCCGCCCGCGCAUGCGCAGUCAUCAUUCAAAGCAUCAAAUAUGACUCCUGAAAAACAGCAAGAAAGAUUAAACUAAGAUGAGAACAAGUUAGAGCUAAUUUCGUCCUUGAGUAAUGGGAGGGAGUGGGGGGCCUGUAAUCUCUCCCUCCGAAUUACUCAUAAAAUAAAUAUUAAAUUUCAAACUUUGUUCUCAUUUAAUCUUUCUAUUUUAUUUCGUAAUUCUCCUGGAGAAAUUACAGGAGAUUUCAAAGCUCAGGAGGCAUAUUUGAUACCAAAAUUACACCAAGUCACAACCCUGAUGUGAACACAACACAAUACCUCUAUACAACCGAGGAUGAGGCACUGCCUAACAAGGAGGCUGAGAAAUCACUUUUCUGAUCCAAAGGCUUAUGGUAGAAUUGUUGAAAAGUUUUCUCACUAGUCCAUCCAGCCUGUCUGAGAAUAGCAGCGAUGGGAACUUCUGACCUCUCAGCUGCUGACACCGACGCAGCCCUCGUGGAUUGCGCCUUGUAGAUAUCAGUGUCUACCCCAGCUGCAGCUAGAUUUACUCGUAUCCAAAGGGAGAUGGUUCGUUCACUUAUCCUUCCAUGAGGCUUCAGAUAGCUGAUAAAAAGGAACUUUUCUGAUCCCCUCAGACGUUCUGUUCUUCGAAUAUAAUGUUUUAGAUAAUGAAGAACACAGUCGUUUAUCUAGAGGGUAAGCUUCCAAUGUCAUAUCUCCAGUGAUAUGCCCUGGUCUGUCUUGUUUAGUAGUUGACCAAACCAAAACUUAGCUCCACUACUAGUAUCUUUAAGAGUCGCAUGCUCAAUGUUUAACUGAUGAAGCGACUGCACCCGCUGCGCUAAGGUUAGUGCUAAUAGGGUGACAAUAAUUUUCAGGCUCAAGAGCUUAAGGGUAAGGGUUUUCGCAGGUGCUAGCUUCCUUAAUUGGUUCAACACUAAUUUAACGUCCCAGAUAUGAGUGUACCUGGGUUUGGGUGGUCGAAGUUGAAAGGUUCCUUUCAUAAAGCGGUGCACUAAGGGAUGAGUUCCCACUUUUAAAGGACCAUCUAAAACUAAAAAUUUAGACAAUUAGGCACUUCUUGUAGUGUUCAAGGUACUAUAACCAGCUCCGUGUUCAAACAAACUUGUAAGGAACUCCAAUAAAUGUCUACUGAUGAUUGAACAUAACUCCAACCUUUGUCCAAACAAACAAAAAAUUUUCUUAUGUAGAUACAGUAUUGAUUUUUAGUAGAGUCUCUCCAUGAAGACAUUAUGAUCUCCGUAGUCUUUUUAUUCAGUCUCUUUAAAGGUUUCCAGAGAUCCUGCAACAUAACAGAUCAAUGUGAUCCCAAAAGGGGCGAGUGACAUUUGAGAAAGGUAAUGUAAGUAACCCUUUCCUCCUCUUGAAUUCUACAGGUUUCCCUAUUGUCAUAAUUUGGAGCAAGGGAAACCAAGACUGUGAGGGCCAAUUUGGGACAACUAGUAAGUCCAUAGCCUUGUCAUUCAGAAUUUUCUGCAAGCAACUUGGUAUGAGACAAAAUGGUGGGAAGGCAUAAAAAUUCAACUUGGCCCAGUUUAGGGAGAAUGCAUCAACCAAGAAUGCACUAGGAUCGGGUUGCAAAGAGACAUACCUAGGCAAUUGAUUAUUUAGUCGAGAUGCAAAUAAUUGACAAUAUCUGGUGAGCCAAAGUAAUGAGUAAAUUGGUUAAAAGCUUGCUUAUCCAGUGUCCACUCUGUCCUAUCAUUGAAUUUCCGAGACAGCUUGUCAGCUUCUACAUUUAGCUUGCCUGGAAUAUAAGAAAUAGACAGCCAAAUAUUUUUCUCUUAACACCAUUUCCAGAUUGUAUUUGCAAUUUCAUUGGAACUACAUGAUCUAUGCGUAGUAGGAUAUGGCAUUUUUCAUAGAUGUACAAAAGGACUUUAGUCCGAAAAAGGCUGCCAGUAAUUCAAGAUAAUUAAUCUCAUUAUUCUUAGCUUUGACAAGCUCCUCGGCAUUCCAUCACCCACCUGUGCUAGAAUUUAGCUCUAUACAUGGAGCUCCCCAUCCCGAACCACUUGCAUCGGAGUACAACUCCAGGUCCGGUUCUUUCUCUGACUAGACGAGUAUACAAUGUGCAGGUUUGCUAUCCACCAUUCAAGAUCGUACAGAGCUGCCUGCGAGAGUUGCAUGGGUCUAUCAAAAUUACCUUUGUUAAUUUUCGGUGCUACAAUUUUGUCCAAUUACAAAGCCCGAUAGAAAAGAGGGCCAUAUUGGACAGCAGGGAAUGUUGCUACAAUUUUCCCAAUUGUUCUGGAGACUGCUCUAAUACUAGGCAAGUUAGUUUGGAGGAGGUCUAAGCAACACUUUUUAACUUCAUUUACCUUGUCAGAAGGGAGUGUAAUGGACAUAUACACUGAAUUAAGGACAAAUCCAAGGAAAGUAAUUUCCUGUUGAGUACCGACUUAUCAGGGUAAAUAAUAAACCCAAGCUCUGAUAAAAGGCCAACCGUUUCAUCAAUUGCCUUCUGUACUUUGGCCUUAUUGUUAACAAUAAUAAUGAUGGUGUCAUCAAGAUAACACACUAAGAUGUGAUUUGCUUGGUGCGGUGUGGCGAACACUGGUUUCAAAAUUUUGGUAAAGAGCCGUGGUGCAGUACUCAAACCAUUUGGUAAACACGUAAAUUGAAAAAGAGUGUCUUGCCAAAUAAAUCUUAAGUACUUUCUAUCUGAAGGGUGAACUAGGACCGAAAAGUAAGCAUCCCGGAGGUCCACUGAGGCAAGAAAACAAUGUUCUGACAUUGUGUUGCUGUAUGUAUGCUAUCCAUCUUAAAAUGCCGACAGCUCAUAUACUUGUUCAGGUCAGAAAGAUCCAGAAUAACUCUUAGCCCACCAUUUUUCUUGGGCCGAGUAAAAAUGUUGGACACGAACUCUCCCUUCUCAUGGGAGCACUGUUCAAUCACCUUUUUCUCAAGUAAGUAUAUAAUUUCUUGAUUUUUACUUCAGCUGUUCUGAUAUGAAAACAGCGUGGGGGUAGUGAACGGUAUGGUUAAUAGAUACAUUUUCAAACUCUAAUUUAUACCCUUCAACAGCUGAUAAGAUGACGUGAUCAGAAGUAAUAUUUUUCCAACUGUUUACAAAAUGCCUCAGUCGGCCACCAAUAGGAAACUUUGAAUAAUCAUUAAGUAAACUCGCCUCUUCAGCAGAAGAAGUUUCUUUGUUUUCUUCGAAGGUGCACCCUACUUUGGGGGAAAGGGGGCUGUGGGAAGGCAUUCUGCUCUGCGAGCCUGGGUUCUGCCACUGGUCUUGACCCUUGUUCUUGCGUCGUUUCCACUGGGGCUGCCCUAAAAAUGGACCCUCUCGGUUGCCUGACCACAAAUCAUGUUGGGCUGAUUGAGCCCAUCCAGAUUCACGAGUACUGGUUUUAUUCCUGGCAUAUGGGUGAUAUGUGUGAGACUUGAAUUGCUUGUCCUUCAAUUGGCCUCUCAUCAUCCCUGCAGCUGCCUUUUGUUGCUCACUCAGGUCUUUCACUCGCUUAGCAAGAUCAUCUCCAAACAAGAACUUGCCCACUUGGGAAGAUUUGCACAAUGGUGUGAAUUUCAUAUUCAUAUCAGGUCUGAUAAGACGUUUCCUUGUGCAAUUUAGCUCAAAAUUGACAUUGCUGAGCAAAGCGAGGCAAUCUUGUUGAGCUUCAGAAAUAUUCAAUGACAAUGGGUCUAAAGAUUGCAUGAAUGCUGUCAAACCUCUUGUUAGUGAACGUUGAAUUUUUUGUAGUUGCAGGUCUCUUUGUCUAGUUACUUGUUUUAGUUUGUCCCAAAUGGGAGCAUUAACUCUUGGCACAUCGACCAAGGUUAUCAAUUGCUUGCCCCAUCUCUUGGGGCUGGGCAAACUUAGCGGCUAAUGCCGGUAUGCCUGGGCCUUAAUUGGCCCACAUCACAUUCACCUUCCCCACUCUCGAAAUCUGGUGCUUGUGAAUUGUCAUCAUUGACAUUGGUCACAUGGACCUGACCUAGCUGCGUGGAACUGAAAAUUCUGAUCAUCAUAACCAUAAUUACUAUCAUCGUAAAAAGACUCAGCCUCAGAUGGAAUAUUAUCUUGAUAAUGGCUGACCUAUGCCUGGGGAGUAACUGGCUCCCUGACUGGUUCUGAAAAGCCUGGUUCUCCAGUGCUUUAGUCAAAAGCGAUUCUAAUUUAGUAAGUCUCUCCUCAAACUCAGAGUUUGAAGUUGAGGGGGAAGGUUUAUUCUUUUUUGGGCUUGGCUUUUUAUGGUGUCAUAUCGGUUCCUAUGCCCGAAGAGCCCGACGGAGAUUUAAUAUCUCCUUUAUCUUUAUGUUUUUUUUGACAAUUUUAUUGGGCUUGGCUUUCAAUAGUGCCAUAUAUGCCCGAAAAGCCAGACGGAGAUUUAAUCAUAUCUCCUUAUCAAGAAGUUUAUCUAUAACUGUAUUCGACGAAGUCGAAGACGUAGACUGUUGAUGCGAUGCUGGUUGCUGGCUCGCCAAACAGGUCCGUGCGCCCGGCUUCGCCGGCGUCUGGCCCGGUGGAGAAACCGCACUCCGCUGCGACUGAGUCGCCGGCGGGCUGGUAUCCACAUUCAAGAGAUCACGAUACAUAAUCGUAUUUUCGUCAGGAAGUACUCCAACUCGAACCCAAUGUCGAUGUCAGAAGGAGGUUGUUAUAGAAAAGGGUUCUAGCGCAUAAAUUCCAGCAACCAACCCGAAGAAGGGGAAGAAAAAACAAAUUUUUAUCUUACCCCAAAUGGCGGAAAAUGACUGCCAAAUCAAUGCUGCGAACGUAAUGACUGCGCAUGCGCGGGCGGGAUCUCCUGUAAUUUCUCCAGGAGAAUUACGAAAUAAAAUGAUACUUGAAAUAUAUAGAUGUUGGGUACCAUGCCAUUUCCAAAUUCAUAUUACUUCCUAUACGAGUCAAUACCUCUGAUGCAUCACACAAUCGGACAGAUCAAAUGUCUUCAUGUUCAGUAUAAUUUCCUCUGCGUGUAUUGUCUGUGCACACAUUAAUAAAACCAUCAUUGAAACAUUAUGUUGUUAAAAGAAAAUGAUAUGGCUGGAGUUUGUUUUCUUUCUGCUUUAUUUCCCAGGGGGGGAAAAACCAAGAUCUGAAAGCUAUACUUUUUAAAGAUUGCAGUAUGAAACCCUGUUAAUGUGGUAUUGAUCUUGGUAUUGAUCUUGAUAUAAUUAAUGAGAGCGUUUGCCCAGUGAUCUCCUUGUACCAGUAGGACAAGUUAUCUGCACCAAUUCCCAUUCAUUAGAAGGCUCUUAUUUCUCAUACAGUUAACCGUGCUAAAGCAAUUGUAUGGAAGUUAAAUCAGAAGAUUCAAAGUACACAUUUAUCAUGAUUAAAUGCUUGGUGAUCUAACCUCCUGCCUGUACAACGAGUAGUGUGAAUUUAAAGCCAGCAUAUUAUUCUUAUACCUGUACUGUAUUCUCUCGGUAGACAGAUAGAAUAUUAAAUAGGUGCAUGGAACUGACUGAUGUAAUGAACUUUGUCUGGCUCAUUGUGGGCGCAUCUUGGUCAAGUGGUUCUGACUCUCGCCUUUCAAACAGAGAGUCCUUGGUUCGAAUUCAAGCCCUGGUGUGUUUUACUUCAGAAAGAAAUUUAUCCACACUGCUGCACUCAACCCAGGAGAGGUUAAUGGGUUCCCAGCAGGAGUAAUUCCUUGAAUGCAUUGAACGCUGGUGAAGGUAGCUUAAAAUCACUCUAUAAAUCCAGCUAUUAUUAUUAUUAUUAUUAUUUCAGGUCAAUUUCUAUGAAAGAGAUUCUUUGAAUGCAUUGCUGAGACUCUUGCAGAAUGUAUAAGUUUCUUUGGGAUGCAUUGCACUUUAAACAUCAAAAGUCAAAGUAACUGUUAUGGCUGAUGGCAUUUCAUGUGACAUUUUAUUCAUGCUUUGAGUGUUGAGAAAUUUACACCUCCUCUCUGAAGAGUCUGAUAUUUACGUACAAUGUACUUGAAUUGUGUGAUAUUUCCUGCAUGUGUCAGUGUUAAAAAUAAAAUUAAAAAAAAUCUA